ACAGAAUAACGGAGUAGAUUUGUGCGAUCAAUUUGUGGUAGUCGUGAGCUGAUCAAGAGAGAUGCGUUGUCUCGCAAUAUGUGUGUGAUGCGAGCCAUCGGUGCACACAACGCGUGGCAUUUUUGUGAACAUUCAGCGUGAAGAUUAUUUAUGCGAACGCUCGACCGCGGUGGUCAUCGUGAACACUACAACACGUUCUUCCCAGCACCCUAAGAUGGACCAUCGUCAAAAGGUGGUUGUAGUUCCUCAACAAUCAAAAGUCAAAAUCGAAGACGAUGACGACGAGGAUGUUGAAGCACUAAGACUGGCAGCGCUUAAAUCAUUACGUACAAAGGAUACCACUCAUAAAAGAUCAGCGUUAUCGCAAAUGCAGAAAGUACUACCACAAAUAACGCAGUCAUCUCGUUUUGCAUAUAAAAAUCAACGGCCUAUAAAGAAAAAUUAUUAUCACAAUCACAACAGAGUGCAACAAAGGCAAAAUGGUCAUUUAUAUUAUCAGAGCCAUCGUAAUCCGAACUUGAUAGCGAUAGUUCCUGUAGAUGAACCUUCGCCACUUCAACAAGCCCCAUUAUCUUGUCCUGUAGAAAAGACUGAGCCAUAUGUAGAACAAGAAGUAUCAAAAUUCCAUCGUUUUAAAGAUAGUGGGAGUGCUUCUGAAGAAGAAGAUAUAAAGGAACAGAAAAGCAUUGUGACUUCUGUAAAAACAGAAAUUAUAGCAAAAGAGAAAACAGAUGAGUUUUCAGAAAAGGUAGAAAGAAGUCAGGAGGAAGCUAUAGAAAGUCCGCAAAAGAAUGGUGAUACUCCAGAAGAGGAUGGUAACGAUGAUGACGAUGAUGUACUUUUAAUGGCUGAUCUUGAGGAGGAAGAUAGUUUAGAACGUUUAAUGGACGAGAUGGAAAGGGAAAUGAAUGAUGAAAAUAAGUUGUCUGAAAGGAAAGAGAAGAAAUGUCAUAAGGGCGAAGAUAAAAAUAUUGUUAAAGGUGAUGAAGGAAGUAAAAAUGUAGAACAGAAGGCGAAAUCGGACGACAGCUAUGGUAAGAAGGAAAGGAAUAUUGCUGUCUUAUCUCUGACUACAAUUGUCAGGAAUGAUAGAAGAUCGGUCUCUCCGCACGUAACGAAUCGAGUUAGUCAAAAACGUAGAUCGUUAUCUCCAAGAUCGCGAUUGCGAAAGAAAUCACCAAGAAGAUCUCCUAGAAAAUCUCCAGUUAGACAGCUGAAAAAAUCUCCAAGGGAAACGACGAGAUACAGAUCACCUCCGUCAUCACGAUAUUCUCCUAGAUCUAGAUCACCUAGACUCUCACCACGUAGAUCUCCAAACAGAAUAUCCAUAAAAAGAUCGCCGCUCAGGAAAUUAUCGCCGAGAGGCAGAUCACCGCUCAGGAAAUUAUCACCGAGAGCCAGAUCACCCAAACUUUUGUCGCGUUCCAGAUCGCCUCUGCCACUCAGAUCAAGGUCACCGAGACGAUCGAAAUCUCCAAGACUUCGUUCACCCAAGAUAUCACGCUCUAGAACGCCACGAUUGUCAAGAUCAAGAUCACCAAGAUAUUCACCACUGCUUAGAUCUCCCAGAUCCAAAUCAUCACCUAGAUUAUCUCCGAGAAGAGUAUCACCACGUCGAUUACGGUCUAGAUCUAGAUCUCUCGGUUUGUCUUCUCCGCGAAGAGGAUUAUCUCGCUUGAGAUCGCCAAAAGCAUCGCCGCGUAGAACACCAACUCGCUUGAGAUCACCACGACUUUCACCACGUAGGUCACCAUGGUCAUCCCCGAGACAUUCACCUCGUCUUUCGCCACGUCGGAAGCGAUCUCCGAAGUGGUCACCUAAAGAAUUAUCCAGAAAGCACGGUCCACGUUCAAUCACUCCAGAUAAUCUAGAUGGAUAUAUGAGAGAAGCCUCUCCAAUUUUUAAAGGUACAGCAACUCCGGAAAUGCCCAGAACAACAAAAACAAAACUGAAAGAUGAAGCAUAUGAAAGACCAACAAUGACGGAGACAGCGAAAGAAUCUGUUGAUACAGUUAGUGAUCCUGUAUUAGAGGCAAGAAGAAAGAAAUUUGAGUCUACGAGGCCUAUCGAUCCUGUAAAUGCCAAUAAAAAGAUUAAAUUAUCCAAAAAUCAUACUACAAAUACGAAAAUUGAGCCUUCAGAAGCAAUGGAGAUUCAAUUGAAUAGUGCAAGAUCAAAUAAAACUGUAGAGGAGUACGAUGUUCAAGAAAUGGAUUUAGGUUUGGAAGAAGAUUAUGAGCUUGAAGAGUGUGAAGAAACAAUUGAAAAUACAUCGCCCAGCGCUUUUACAAGUACCAUAAACACGUGCAUUGAUGUGGAGCCACAAAAAACAGAGAAAGAAAAACCUUCAAAGAAAAAGAAAAAGCGCGAUAAGGAGUUAUAUCAAGUGGGAAAACUGAAGAGUGAACUACCGCUUUCCGAACGUAUUGGAAAGGACAAGAAGUGUAAAAAACGUAAAGAUAUAAUUCCCGAACAAGACGUGGAUGUUAUAUUUGAAGAUGUAACUGUAGAGGAGGAAGGAGACUUACGAGCGGAACUUAGCAGAAGACGCGCCGAAAGAUUGAAUAGAACAGUACCGAUUCAGUCUGCUAGAUUGGUGCAGUCGGCUUUUAAAGGCGUUGUAAAUGAAGCUGUGAAGAAUAACGCAAAAGUCAAUCAGAGGCAUGUCAUUAAUACUGAUGAAAAAUCUAAUCAAAAGGAAGUUAGGCGAGUUACUGUGUUACAUAGAACAUUAACCGAAUUACAUGAUUCUGAAGACGAAAGUACUCUUGACUCGAAGGUACCUGUACGUCUCAGACUGGGACUUAAUAAGCAAGAAUCGAGAGAAUCUAAGGCUCGAAAAGCAACCAAAAGACAGGGUCGUAAGGUAAAGCACAAAAAUCAUUUGUCUCUAAAAGAUCCUGAAUAUAUUUUGUAGUGUAUAUUAUGGCUUUAUCUCCACUUUAUAUUAUAUCUCCACUUUAGAUUUAUAAGUAGUGUGAUAUUUUGUGAUACUACCAAACUAAGUAUGGCAAACACAUUUUGAAAUAUUGUUCAUAUUUUCAUUGAUAAUAGUAAAAUGAUUACAGAUUACAAAAUAUCAAAUAAUGAAAUCUUCAAAUCAUUAUACUCUAUACAUAUAUAUGUGUAUUUAUUAUAAUUUUAUGAAUUAAAACGAUGCAAUCCGAUGUAAUUUAAAUAAUAAUUAGCUGUUAUAUAUAAUUUUGAAUUAAUGAAUUGAAUUAACGAAUAGAAUUUUUUAAUAUGUUUACUAAUAAAAAAAUCACAGAUUCGAGAGAAAUAAAUCUUUUUCGAUCGAAGCAAAUUUGAUGCUUAAUAUCGUUUUCGGUGUGAAUUAUAGACAUUUUUUAUUGUAUAAAUUACGCAUCAACUAUCUUGUCAAUUUUGAUACCGAGUCCUAAACUGAAGCUGGAGUAAUAAUAUUAUAAAUUAAAUUAAUAAGUAAUUUAAAAAUAAUGAUGCUAGUAAGGAUGUUAAAUACAAAAUUCAAAGAAUUUUAGAACUAUGUUUCAAAAUUAACAAAUUAACUAGUCAGCGUACCGUUUAUUGAAUUGAAAAAUGUAUAUACAAUUCAUGCAAAAAAUAUUAUUAGCUACCAAGAUCCGUUUUGAUCGAAAGGGAUUUAUAUCUCUUCUAUUUGUGUUAUUCUUUGAUUGGUUAAUUGGUAAAAUUUUUUGCAUUAAUUAGUCUAAUCAAAUGUUUCCAAGUAUUUGUUACGUCAAAUUAACCGCAUCUACAUAUCAGUAUAGUUUUAUUUAUUUAAACAUAAAUCACAUUUUAAUAGAGAAUGUUUUUAUAACGAACAAUAUUUUUUCAAUAUAUAAACUAUUAUGAGUAUGUUAUCAUAAAAAAAAAUAAUUUACCAACCAAAUUACAUAAAAUUAUCUGCAGAACAAUAUUGCGUGCCUUUUAAUAAUAAUUCGGAGAAUGUUACAAAUGUCGCGAAAUAAUUUGCGUUAUUGAAUUUUGUUAAGGGAAUGAAGAGCAUGUUUUCGUGAAGUAGAUGUAUAGAUUUUUAUAACAAAACUAAAUAGUUAAAAAAAGCAACUAUGUAGAACUUUUUUUCCAAAAAAGUUUGUAUUUUAGUAUCGCGUAAUUUUAAACUCAGUAAAGAGCUCAGUAGCAAAUAAAGAUGAUCUGUUUUUUGUUUAGGAAUAAAAUAAAUACGCGUUCAUCCGAUUGCAUAUUUGUAUGAAGAAAGAAAAGCGGUUCAGCUUACCGCUCAUUAUGUUGUCAACACAUAGGAAGAUGCGCGGAUUAAUGGCUACGUUAUCUCGUUUAAAACGUACAUGAAGCAUCUCUUUUUUUUUUUUUUUUUCAAGCAUAAAAAGUACAAUAACAUUAAUAAUACUUUAGAAUCUAAAUUUCGAUAUCUUACGAUUUAGAUUGUACUCGAUUAUUUAUCAUACAUUGCUUAGGAAAAGUUGGUUACGUGUGUUUAUAUUAAAUCAUUUAUUGUUUUGAAGAUUGUGUACGUAAUUUACUUUGAUCGCACAUUUAAUAAACAAUAAUCAUUAAUAAUCCCAAAGCUACCUUUUAAAAAACCUAAGCAUAUUUUAUAUGAAAAUAGUAAUGUAUAGAUAUAUUUUAAUUGUAUAUAGUGCUUAAUAUCGAUUAAACUAAUAAGAAUGUGUAGUAUAGCUUGUAAAUUCGAUUAACAAUAUUGCGGCACCAAAUAUCUUGUACAAAAUAUCAUAUUGAUGACAUGCAACUUGUUAAAAUUUAUUUGCUACGCAACAUAUUUUUAAUGAAGGCAAAAGUGUAAAUGUUAAGAUUUAAUCUGUGGUGUUUUAUAAACUGAUAUUACACUUUAUUGUGUACAUGUGCCCAUUCUAUUUUACAAUUAAGAAUUUAAUUUUUUUAUGUCUAUUUUAUGCUACACUGCAUUUACAUAAAUGUAGUGUAUUAUUUUUCAAAAUUAUGUACACUAAUUUUAUAUUUAGCGGCAGAUUACUGUAAAUAUUACUGUUAUAUAUUUUCUAUUGCAUCUUCUGAGAAAGAUAUAUUCUACUUAAUGUAUUUUACAUAACUGUAUUUAAUUAAUGGCCGCGGAAUAAUACGUACCGUUUUAACUAUAUUUCCAUAUUAAAAUAAUUAGGACGUAGUAUAUAUCACUACAAUAUAUGUAUAGCCAAUAUGUGCGUAAACCUCUUUGGGUUAUUGUGCAGCUGUGUACAUAAACUCAGUCUACUUCGGAAAUAAUGUUCGUAUAUCAAGCUGAAUACCUCAUAGCAUCUAUGAAGGUGUAAACGCUACUUUUACGUCAAUAAAAAAAAAUAACAUUA
Messenger RNA from Solenopsis invicta (red fire ant), 5285 nucleotides. Its product is annotated as serine/arginine repetitive matrix protein 2. Lineage: Eukaryota; Metazoa; Arthropoda; Insecta; Hymenoptera; Formicidae. The transcript is spliced from 7 exons. The record is from RefSeq and is a predicted model, not a curated record. Bases 215 to 2917 code for a protein of 900 amino acids.